This is a messenger RNA of Oryza brachyantha (malo sina), 1321 nucleotides long. Its product is annotated as vesicle-associated protein 1-2-like. Lineage: Eukaryota; Viridiplantae; Streptophyta; Magnoliopsida; Poales; Poaceae. The record is from RefSeq and is a predicted model, not a curated record. The transcript has 8 exons. Gene Ontology annotation, cellular component: endoplasmic reticulum membrane; plasma membrane. Bases 245 to 988 code for a protein of 247 amino acids. Gene Ontology annotation, biological process: endoplasmic reticulum membrane organization.
UACCCCGUCCAGCCGUGCUCUGUGCUGCUGCUGGUGGUGCUCGUCUCCGUCUCCCCCACCAAAGAAUACCGGGCACACCAAAGCCCGACAUUCCCUCGUGCUCCGAGAAUUCACGCCCGCUCCUCCUUCGCCCGAGGCAAGCAACCACUCUCUCACCCCCCCCCCCCCAAACCCUAGCGAGCGAGCGAGCUCCUCCCUUCCCCCUGCUCCGGGCGAGCGUUCUCGGGAGGGGUUCGGGUGGCAGAUGGGCUCCGACUCCAAGGAGUUGCUCGGGAUCGAGCCGCUCGAGCUGCGGUUCCCCUUUGACAGCCUCUCAUUCCCUGCUCGUGUCGAGACGAAGAAGCAGAUCUCGUGCUCCAUGCAGCUGACGAAUAGAACAGAUGACUACAUCGCCUUCAAGGUGAAGACAACUAGCCCAAAGAAGUACUGUGUCAGGCCGAAUAGUGGCAUUGUGCCGCCUCGAUCCACCAGCGAUGUCAUCGUAUCAAUGCAAGCCCCACGAGAGGCACCGGCAGACAUGCAGUGCAAAGACAAGUUCCUCGUGCAGAGCGUUGUGGUGACUGAGAGCACAACAACCAAGGAUGUGACUGCAGAUAUGUUCAACAAAGGAUCAGGCAAUGUGGUGGAUGAGAGGAAGCUGAAGGUUGUCUAUGUGCAACCACCACGGCCACCGUCCCCCGUGCGGGAGGGAUCUGAAGAAGGCUCGCCUCCUCGACCUUCAUUAUCAGAAGGGGGCAACUUGAAUUAUCAAGACGCUACAAGAGCACACAAGGAUCCAGAAGAUGUAACAUCUGAUUCUGAGACAUCUGCUUUGGUUUCAAGAUUGACAGAAGAAAGAAACUCUGCUAUUCAGCAGAACAAUAAGCUUCUAGAGGAGAUGGACCUUGUGAGGAGGGAAAUCAGCAAGCAAAAUGGUGGUUUCCCAUUUGUGUUCGUGGUGGUCAUUGCUCUUCUGGGAAUUCUACUGGGGUACGUCAUCAAGAGAUAGACGAGCUUGUGUAGUUGUGUGUCUUCUUGUUAGGCCUUUUCCCUCUUGAAUUGAGCUGCCGUCUCAUUUUCUGAUGCAUUUGCUUACAUGUUACAUACUACUACCACAUAGCAAUUCAUCCUAGGAUCAGAUAUGUUCUGUAAUUGCGUGCUUCAGAUUGGCUGGCUACCAUACACAGUCAAUAACUGAUCUCCUUAACAUUUAGUUUCGAGUUAGCCUGUGCAAUUAAGAAGUUUGUGCAUCGAUUUCUUUUGUACAACUGUGAACUUUCUUCCAAUUAACUAGCGUGCCGAUUGCCUGAUUCUAUGUUUCUGAGCAAAUGAGCCCGGUUCA